AUGUCAAACUCUAAACCACAAGAUCAACUUGUUAACGAAUUGAAGGACGCUUUUAGUCUUUUUGACCAAGAUGGUGAUGGAAAGAUUUCUAUUGAAGAAUUGGGAGCUGUUUUGAAGAAAUUAGGUCAAUGUCCAUCAGCUGAAGAAUUACAACUCAUGUUUUCUGAUGUUGAUCAAGACAACAACGGAACCAUCGAAUUUGAAGAAUUUAUGAAGAUGAUGGAAGGUGGAAGAAACAAUGUUGAUACAGAAGACGAAAUUCGUGAAGCUUUCAGAGUUUUUGAUAAGAAUAAUGAUGGUUUUAUUUCAUAUGAAGAAUUAAAAUCCAUGAUGAGCAGUUUGGGUGAAACUUUAACUGAUAAGGAGUUGAAUGAAAUGAUUAGACAAGCUGAUAGGGAUGGAAAUGGUGUUGUUGAUUUUGAAGAAUUUAAGAGUAUUUUCAUGAAGGAUAUUUCAAGCAAUACUGAUUAAGUCAAUAAUUUGAUCAACUUUUAUAUUUUUAUUAAAAAUUAAAAAAAAUCUUAAUGU
Molecule: messenger RNA, 528 nt
Organism: Naegleria gruberi
Lineage: Eukaryota; Heterolobosea; Eutetramitea; Acrasida; Naegleriidae
Exons: 4
Coding region: 1-471 (156 amino acids)
Molecular function (GO): enzyme regulator activity; calcium ion binding
Source: RefSeq, a predicted model, not a curated record